Messenger RNA from Boeremia exigua, 2592 nucleotides. RefSeq names its product fungal-specific transcription factor domain-containing protein. Gene Ontology annotation, biological process: DNA-templated transcription; regulation of DNA-templated transcription. The record is from RefSeq and is a predicted model, not a curated record. The transcript is spliced from 4 exons. Bases 72 to 2555 code for a protein of 827 amino acids. NCBI's taxonomy places the organism in Eukaryota, Fungi, Ascomycota, Dothideomycetes, Pleosporales, Didymellaceae. Gene Ontology annotation, molecular function: zinc ion binding; DNA binding; DNA-binding transcription factor activity, RNA polymerase II-specific.
CCUUGGCCCAGACUAGAUCGUGUUUUCAUCCACACCGUCUCCUGCCAUGUCGUCACCACCAUCCCAUCACCAUGCCUGAUCAAUGGACCUGUAAUGAGUGCGGCGACACAUUCAAUCGACGCGAGCACCACCAGCGCCAUCUGCGCACCCACACUAAAGAGAAGCCCUUCGCCUGCUCCGUGUGCGGAAGCGACUUUGGCCGCAUCGACUCUCUCGCCCGCCAUCACGCCUCGACACACCUGCAAACCACCGCCAUGGGGUCUUCGGAGCAUAGUGAGCGGCAGCGAGUCUCGCGCGCGUGUAAACGCUGUAGCACCGCCAAAGUCAAAUGUGAUGGUAAGCGUCCCUGCGAGAAGUGUGCCUCCGCCGACUCCGAAUGCCUUUACGAAUCUCCCAAGAGAAGAAGAACUGCCUCCCAGCGUCCCACAAUAGAACCACAGCCAAAACGCCACUUUUCUGAGGCACAAGCCAGUUGCGCAGGCCGCAACGUUUCAGCGCCCGGGCCCUCCCCAGCGGAGGAUCAACCAGAGUUCAUGCCUGCCAUCGACCCCCAGCUCUGUAUCAUACCACCCGUAAGGACCGUCGAUGCCACAAUCCCUGACUUCAUGCAUCUUGACUUCUUCGCUGCCCCGAAAACUUUCGGAUGUCACGACGAUCUGAGCAACAUGGACUGGCUGUCAGAUGGCUUAGAUGUAGCUCUCUGGCCGGCACCAUUCGAUCUCCAGGCCGAGGCUCAACUCUUACAGGAUAUCGAUCGGAUAGAUGUCGUCCCGCCUAUGACACACAAGGCACCGUCACACAAUUUAGGCCCUUAUUUGCCUCCAACUCCGGCUUCUGACCUUGCCGAACUUUACAGCCGCAGUCAUACACCAGUCAUGGAUAAGGAUGCAGUCGACAUUCGACAAUACCACCCCACAUCCAUUGAAGUAGAUGCACCCUUAUCUUGGCCAGAAAUCGACCCACAGUCGCUUGUUGACGCGGAUCUGGAAGAUUUUGCACACGUUGAAAGCCUAUCACAAGAAAAGGUAGACGCCGUGGCCGGAUUGAUCGAUGACGUGCAAAACAAGCCACAUUAUCCGCUCUUUAACAGCCCAAAGCUCCCAGCAAGGUCCAUCAUCAACGCUUGGGUCCAACUCUACUUUGAGUACUUUCACCCAGUAUUCCCAGUGCUACACAAGGCCACUUUCUCUUCGCUUGAAACACCCCCUCUUCUUGUUUUGGUGGUUGCAGCAAUCGGUGCACAAUUCUCUGAUUUGCCCAACUCUCUCGCCUGUGCAAGGAGCCUUCAUGAACUCGUAAGACGCUUGUCAUCGCGCCAGUGCGAAUUUCAGAACAAGAACGGUCGGACAGUAUGGAUGACGCAAGUUGUCAUGCUGAACAGCUUAGCCAUGUCACACUCUGGAGAAAGACGAGCGCUUGAAGUGUCAGAAAUCUUGCAAGCCGUGCCUGUGGCACUCGCAAGGAGAAAAGGCCUUCUCGAAGACGUUUUGACCCACGAGCGGAUCUUGCAGAUGCAAGCACCUCUGCAGCAGACUUGGAGACUCUGGGCCAUGGAUGAGGAGAGAAGGCGCACAGGUUUCGGCGUCUGGCUUGUUGACUUUGCGUUCCAAUCAGAUUUCAACCUGACCACAGUCAUGAACUCCCACGAGCUGAAAAACUCCCUUCCUCAAUCUGAUGCACGAUGGAAUGCAAACAGUGCUCAGAGCUGGGCGAGUUAUCCGCCAGGAUUAGGUUCAGGACGCACAAAAUCAUUGGCGGAGGUUGUAUCCACUGACAGCUGGUUGUCCACUUGGUCGAAGACGAGUACACUGGGCAAACAAGUGAUUCUGCAAGAUCUUAUGGAAAGAGUGCGGCUGUCAAAUGCUAACUUCCAACCAAGUGGUCAGGUCAUUGCCGACAGUGCCCAUGCAAAGAGAUGUCUGGAAAGUUUUCUUUCGGCUUUGAAUGAACAGCAGGACAUCUCCGUCGACGAUCUGAAGGCUUCAAUGGUGCACAAGGCCAUCUGUCUCACAGCGCUAAUGAUCGGUUCCUCUCCAGGCGUAGAUGUCACAAAAGUUGCUCUUAGCCGCAUAUAUAGGCAGAUGACCGAUGAAGAGCUCUCCCAUAUGUCACAGGCCUGGAGAGAAGCACCUCACCAGGGUCGAGAGGCAGUCUUUCACGCGGGAUAUCUCUUCGAAACCAUCCGAAACAGCCACUCAAUGCAUUACUCAAUGCCUUCAUAUCUACUCAGAGCAGUCUUAACGCUCUGGCUAUACUCUGUACUUUUCGACAAGCCCGAAGUCACUGGUUUCACCAUUGAACCAGGAGACUCGGGUUCGAUUACCCUUGGAACUGCGCGUACCGACAAUGAUCGAGCUUGGAGUUGGAUAAACCAGGGGCACGUAAGAAUUAAGCUACCAAGUAUCGCAAACUUGCUGUGCCGGCUGGGAAGACGAAAGCUGCUCGAGCACUCCAUAGCCGCUAUGGGUUCUCUGAGAAGCUGGGGCAUCAGCAGGGGCUACUUGCAACUCCUAAAGCGUCUCGAAGCAAGCGAGAGCGUCUCCGCGCCAAAGUAAUUUGAGUAAUCGGAAUCUAAACUCUUCUUGUUUCCAG